Messenger RNA from Hydractinia symbiolongicarpus, 946 nucleotides. RefSeq lists its product as uncharacterized. NCBI's taxonomy places the organism in Eukaryota, Metazoa, Cnidaria, Hydrozoa, Anthoathecata, Hydractiniidae. The transcript is spliced from 4 exons. The record is from RefSeq and is a predicted model, not a curated record. Bases 124 to 804 code for a protein of 226 amino acids.
AUUUUAAAGAGGCUGGCAUUAGUUGCGAAGACCCGAGAUAGCAGUUCUUUGUUCAUCAACAUAGAAGUUAGCUACAAUAACUACGCCAAAAUAUUAAUAUAGAAGAUAAGUUAAUUGGUAGUAAUGGAUGGUAUUGCAGUACAGACCAAUCUUCAUGGAGCCGGUGUGCGUCCGUCGCUUAUUGCUCGCACGAAAGGCACUGCACCACGCAAAGCACUAGCUCAAAUACAAAAUGUACAGCAGGCUAAAAAUGUAAAGUUUGAGGGAGUAAAACCAUCAAUAAAACCACUAAUGCAACAUGGAAAGCUGAAAACUCUUACACCUAGUAGCAAGGGGUUAAAGAUAAACACACCAGGUAAUAGAUCUGCUGUCCGUAGCAAGACACCGUUUAAAAUCCACCAAGAUAACGUGGAAACCAAAUCGAAAGUAGAGAAUACUGUCCAACCCAAGCACGAGUCAGUUGCAGAAAAAGAGUACAUGCCUCCAAAUACGGAUCGAGAUUUCGAAUUUCCCAUGCCUGAUUAUUUACAACGAGUGCUGACGAGUAAGCCAAGAUUUACAGUGGAUUUAACACCAGAAAUAACAGAACUCGAUCCUGAUGUACUGACUCCUGUAUUUACACCAGAAUUUUUAAACAAAUUAACAGAAGAGGAAACAACUGAUGUAAACGAAGAUUUGGAUACCUUACUAACCGAAUUUUCAGAGGAAAAGUUACUUUAUGAACUCGAAAAUGACGAUACGUUUUCGUUAGAAGCUUUAGAUCGCGAGUUACGUGCGGCUGGCCUUGAUGUUCCAGAGUGGUAAAUGUGAGAUCUCAUUAUAUCGCCUGAAAUUAACAACGCUAACAGACAAAACUAGUUUUUUUAGGAAACAUUUUUUUUAAAUAUUUAUUAACGACAAUAUUGUACAGUAUUAUUUCUGUAAAUAAAGUAUAUUUUAUCUUUCA